CUGACGUCAGUUUCAUGCUAAACUAACCGAGUCUGCAAACUAUACAGUAGACGUCGUUUGUAGAGUUGGUUUAGCUAGCUAGUUAAAGUAGCCAGCUAGACACCUAACUACUCGUGGUAUUCAACAUUUUCGUGAAAGCAACAACCACACAACCAACAUUAACGUUCGCUAACUAGUAAUCUAGAGACUCUAUGCGCCGAAAUUGCUAGCUAGUUAGCUAGCGAAUGUUAUCAAUUUCGCGUAAAACGUGUUUGAAUGACGUUACUACUAGCUAACGGCUUCCUCGUGGAAUGAGCAUUCCAUGCAGCAUCCUAGGUAUGAAUGACGUGGCCUGGCAGGAGACACGAGGUGGGAUGCUGCACACAAACGGUGCCCCUGAAGUUGGGGUAGUCAGAGUUCAUGGAGGGGGUUCCCUGGCAGCCAUAGGGGGAGCAGGCCAGGGUCCCGGAGGGCCACACCCUCUGCAGGGCAUGGAUAGGGGCCCCAACCCCACCCCAGGCACCCCACAGCCUCCACUGAGUGGGCGCUCUCAGGACGAUGCCACAGUUGGCUACUUCUUCCAGAGGCAACCUGGUGAGCAGUUGGGAGGUUGCACCCCUAGCAAGCACCGUUGGCCUACAGGAGAUGGAAACCACAUUGACCAGGUUCGCACUGUGGAUGAGAUGAACUAUGGUUUUCAAGCCCUUGCUUUGGAGUCCAGGGGCAUGGGUGAGAUGCUGCCAGCAAAGAAACUGUGGGAUUCGGAUGAAUUGGCCAAGGAUGGAAGGAAAGGGAUGCUCCUUGGAGAGGAGUGGAGGGUGAAUGCCUGGGGAUCUUCUCAUCACUCAGUGUCCCAGCCUAUCAUGGUGCAGCGGCGACCCGGACAGGGUUUCCAUGGGAAUGGAGAUGCCAGCUCCGUGCUGUCCCCUCGCUCUGAGGGCGGAGGCCUGGGAGUGAGCAUGGUGGAGUACGUCCUGAGCUCCUCCCCCGGUGACAAGAUGGAUGGCCGUUACAGGAACGGUGGCUAUGGCGGAGUGGACGUUGACACGGACAGGAGGGAGAAGGGCGACGCGCAAGACAAGACGUCUCCGUUCGAAGAGGACAAGAGCCCUGAAAUGAAAGUGGGAGAGGAGAAUGACGCCAAUGGGAGAGGCCUGCUCAACGGCAUGGACAGAGACUGCAAAGACUUCAACCCCACCCCAGGAAGUCGCCAGGCCUCCCCGAUUGAGGCGGUGGAGAGGAUGGGUCCCGGCCAGGCCGGGCUGGAGAUGAUGACUCAGCACCAGCACCACGCACAGCACCAUGCCAUGCAGCCCCAGAAUCCAGCCCAGAACAAGCCCCAGCAGCAGGAGGACUUCCAGAGCCAGGAGACUCAGAACAUAGGCAGCAUGGAGCAGCAGCAGGGCGUGGAGUCCCUCCAGUUCGACUAUGCUGGCAACCAGAUCCAGGUGGACUCCUCAGGCACCCCYGUCGGCCUGUUUGACUACAACUCCCAGCAGCAGUUGUUCCAGCGGUCCAACCAUCUGACUGUCCAGCAGCUCACUGCUGCCCAGCAGCAACAGUAUGCCCUGGCUGCUGCCCAGCAACAACACCUUGCCGGCCUUGCUCCCGCGUUCGUGCCUAACCCAUACAUCAUCAACGCUGGACCCCCCGGAGCCGACCCCUACACCGCUGCAGGACUUGCCGCAGCAGCUACACUUGCCGGGCCUACAGUGGUUCCCCCCCAGUACUAUGGUGUUCCUUGGGGCGUGUACCCUGCCAACCUCUUCCAGCAACAGGCGGCGGCUGCGGCUGCCAGUCACAAUGCUAACCAGCAGGCAUCCAAUCAGGGACCAGGGCCGGGACAGCAACAAGUGAUGCGUGCCGGGAACAACCAACGCCCCCUCACCCCUGGUCAGGGCCAGCAAAGCCAGCAGGACUCCCUGGCAGCAGCCGCCGCCAACCCGGCCCUCGCUUAUGCUGGUAUGCCAGUGUGUCUGUCUCCUGCCCACCCAGGUUACCAGAUGCUGGCCCCCGCCGCCUACUACGAUCAGAAUGGAACCCUGGUGAUGGCCUCCGGAGCCCGUGGCGGUCUGGGAGGGCCUGUCCGCCUGGUCCAAACCCCGCUUCUCAUCAACCCACAGGCCGCAGCGCAGGCUGCCGCUGCGGCGUCAGCGUCCGGCUCGGGCAACAACAUGUCGGGCCCUCAGCCCAACGGCCUGUACCGCUCCAUGCCGCAACAGCAGCCCCCGCCCCAGAACCAGGGCCUGCCCUCCAGCUCCUUCUAUGGCACUGCGUCGGUGCCGGCCAGCUCCCAGAGCAGCUCCCUGUUCUCCCACACAUCCCAGGCCCCGCAGCCCACCUCCUCCCUGGGCUUUAGUGGCACUGGCGGCUCCCUGGGCGUGGGCCUGGGCUCGGCGCUCGGAGGCUUCGGAUCCUCAGUGUCGAGCUCUGCCAGCAGCAGCGUCUCUCGCCGGGACUCCCUGCUGGCAAGCUCUGACCUGUACAAGCGUGGCGGCAGCAGCCUCACCCCCAUUGGCCAGCCCUUCUACAACAGCCUAGGCUAUUCCUCCUCGCCCAGUCCCAUUGGCCUAACUCCGGGCCACUCCCCCCUCACACCACCACCCUCUCUGCCAUCCUCUCACGGCUCCUCCUCCAGCCUUCACCUGGGCGGCCUGACGAACGGCAGUGGGCGCUACAUCUCGGCAGCGCCGGGUGCGGAGGCAAAGUAUCGCAGCGCAGGAGCCACCUCCAGCCUGUUCAGCUCCAGCAGCCAGCUGUUCCCGCCGUCGCGGCCCCGUUACAGCCGAUCGGACGUCAUGCCCAGCGGGCGAAGCCGCCUGCUGGAGGACUUCCGCAACAACCGCUUCCCCAACCUGCAGCUGCGUGACUUGCCCGGCCACAUGGUGGAGUUCUCCCAGGACCAGCACGGCUCCAGGUUCAUCCAGCAGAAGCUGGAGAGGGCCACCCCCGCCGAGAGGCAGAUGGUGUUUGGGGAGAUCCUGCAGGCGGCCUAUCAGCUGAUGACCGACGUGUUUGGCAACUACGUCAUCCAGAAGUUCUUUGAGUUUGGCAGUGCAGAUCAGAAGCUGGCUCUGGCCACCCGAAUCCGCGGCCACGUGCUGCCCCUGGCCUUGCAGAUGUACGGCUGCCGAGUGAUCCAGAAGGCCCUGGAGUCCAUAUCCUCCGACCAGCAGGUAAUUAGUGACAUCGUGCGGGAGCUAGACGGCCACGUGCUAAAGUGUGUGAAGGAUCAGAACGGAAACCAUGUGGUGCAGAAGUGUAUCGAGUGUGUUCAGCCCCAGGCCCUGCAGUUCAUCAUUGAUGCCUUCCAGGGCCAGGUGUUUGUGCUGUCCACCCACCCUUACGGCUGCAGGGUGAUCCAGCGGAUCCUGGAGCACUGCACCCAGGAGCAGACCCUGCCCAUCCUGGAGGAGCUGCACCAGCACUCUGAGCAGCUUGGCCAGAAAUAUCAAGGCGUUUCAUUGGAGAUGACACCCAAAACAUACUAUACAGUGUCCAGCGAUGCACUGUUCAAGGAUCAGUACGGCAACUACGUCAUCCAGCACGUCCUGGAGCACGGCAGACCCGAAGACAAGAGCAAGAUUGUGGCAGAGGUCCGCGGGAAGGUGCUCCUCCUGAGCCAGCACAAAUUUGCGAGUAACGUGGUAGAGAAGUGUGUGAUCCACUCAUCCCGUGCCGAGCGGGCCCUGCUGAUUGACGAGGUGUGCUGCCAGAAGGACGGCCCCCACAGCGCUCUCUACACCAUGAUGAAAGAUCAGUACGCCAACUACGUGGUGCAGAGGAUGAUCGACAUGGCCGAGCCCGCCCAGCGCAAAAUCAUCAUGCACAAGAUCCGACCCCACAUCGCCACCCUGCGCAAAUAUACCUACGGCAAGCACAUCCUGGCCAAGCUGGAGAAGUACUACAUGAAGAGUGGCUCUGACCUGGGGCCCAUUGGCGGGCCCACCAACGGCCUCAUGUAGACCUAUCCUCCCUCUCGUGUCCCUUGACU
Molecule: messenger RNA, 3973 nt
Organism: Salvelinus sp. IW2-2015
Lineage: Eukaryota; Metazoa; Chordata; Actinopteri; Salmoniformes; Salmonidae
Product: pumilio homolog 2
Biological process (GO): miRNA processing; regulation of mRNA stability
Cellular component (GO): cytosol; cytoplasm
Molecular function (GO): mRNA 3'-UTR binding
Source: RefSeq, a predicted model, not a curated record